CGUAUCACAAUUUCACCCCUAAGAAGAGGGCAGAUAAUAUAAACACAAGCUUUUGAGAGAUUUUUCUACAAGCAGUGAAGAUCUAAAACAGAGGUACUGAAGAAACACCAGCCUUCAGAUUUCAUAUCACUGCUACCUUGUCAUUAUGAUGCUGAAUCUUUUUCUUUUCCUCUGUUUAACUGGUCUUGUCACAGUAAAUGUGUCCCACGUGCGAACAGUGCAUCAUAAAUAUUACCUAAUAAAGGCAUCCGCAACAUGGUCCAGUGCACAGAGUUACUGCAGGGAGAAGUACACUGACCUGGCAACAGUAGUAACUGAUGAAGAUUGGGUAAGAUUGAAGAAUGAAACAGCCAGCAAAGGUCUGACAUCACAUGCUUGGAUUGGAUUGUACAAUGAUCUCAAUAGCUGGCGCUGGUCCUUAAAUGAGCUCCCACUGAAGACUGUCACUUAUUCCAAGUGGAACCCUGGAGACCCCAAUAAUUACUAUGGGAGAGAAUCAUGUGAUAUAAUUAAUGGAAAUGGAGCCUGGGAAGAUGUUCCAUGUACAGAUCUAAGACCCUUUAUUUGCUACAAUGCUAAUUUCAGUGGUGCUGACAAGUUCAUCGGCAUCUCUAGUCCUUUAUUGACCUGGCUUCAAGCACAGGCUUACUGCAGAACACAUCACACAGACUUGGCCAGUGCUCUUAACAGUUCAGACAAUGACUUCAUAGUGCAGAUAAGGAAUAUCCAGGGUAAUUCUUGGAUUGGGCUCUACAGAGACACAUGGAAAUGGUCAGAAGGGACCAUCACUUCAAACCUACCAUGGAGUGUUGGAUCACCUGAUAAUUAUGGAGGAAUUGAGAAUUGUGCAGUGGUUUAUAAUGGACUGUUCGGUGAUGUACCCUGCAACAGUAUCUACUAUUUCUUCUGUCACACCAUUCUACCAGUGAGGGAACAGCAGAUAGUGAGACUGCAGGUGAAGUCUGAUGGCAGUGUGUUAGAUCCUGCUGUACAGUCGUCUAUUUUAGAGCAGGUAAAACAGAAACUGGCAGAGAAAGGCAUGUUGGAGAACACCACAGUGACCUGGAGGGUGCAGCCAGAUGGAAACAUCUUCCAGAAGAGAAACAAAGAUGAUCUGUAAUGUAAAGUAGACUGCAACCUGACAGAAAUGUUAACAUUUACGCUUUAAAUCAGUAGGAGGAUUAGAUUAGUCUCCUCAACAGCAAAUGUUAUUUUUAUGAUUGAGGUUUAAUUUUGAACAUACAGAUUUUCCUGCAAAUGAUCACUUGACAUGAUGAUGAUGGAAGAGAACAUGUUAAAAUACUGGAUAACUGGGUUUAAUGUAUAGGUGUCGCAGCAGAAUAUUUUUCAUAUAUAAUGUAAUGGAACCUGUGUGUGUGUUGAUUUGUCAUAUUUAAUAUAUUUCCUGCUUUUACAGUUUUUCUUCUACCUCUGUCACUACACAUGUACAUAUAAUUAUUGCUCUCAAUGUUUUGUUUUCUAUU
Messenger RNA from Hemibagrus wyckioides, 1484 nucleotides. RefSeq names its product putative C-type lectin domain family 20 member A. The transcript is spliced from 6 exons. Lineage: Eukaryota; Metazoa; Chordata; Actinopteri; Siluriformes; Bagridae. The record is from RefSeq and is a predicted model, not a curated record. The coding region runs from base 146 to 1120 and encodes 324 amino acids.